Prorocentrum cordatum is the source of this 1686-nucleotide messenger RNA. The record is from the annotation of a GenBank genome assembly. Lineage: Eukaryota; Dinophyceae; Prorocentrales; Prorocentraceae.
CAUCGUCAUCUUUUCAUCGUCCGUAGCCAUUUGGGCUCAAGCUUUUUCGCCUCAACCACUCUGUGGCGCUCCAGUGAUCGCGUCUCCUCGGCGCACGCCUGCUUGCUUCCGCUGCAGACCAGAGCUCACACCUCAUCUCGCCCGCAUGGCGCCGCACCGCCGCAGCGAAGACAUGGAGCUCAGCAGCGACAGUGACGCGGCCGCGCCAGCCGCUGGCUGGAGCACCAGCAGGGUCCUCGGCUGCGCGGCGCUGGCCUGUGCCGCCUGCGCCGCGGGCGGCUUCGCGGCAGGUGGCGGCGCCAGCUCGCCAGGGGGCGGCCCCGCGGCCAGGCGCGAGUUGCUGCAGGUGCUGGCAAAGCCGGCGCGGGAGAAGUGCAGCGACGUGUCCGGGGACUGCUUCGAUACAGCGUGCUGCGACGUGGCUGGCUUCACCUGCUUCGUGACGACCACGCCUGGCUCGGCCCAGUGCAUGAAGAACUGCACGCCCAGCGAGACGACGGCCUGCGCGGUGCCUGUGCCCAAGGUCGGCGAGCCGAUGUACCUGGACAACGCCGUAGCACCUGGAACAUCGAUGUAUUGCUUCUCCGUUUACAUGGCAGACACUGGUAGCGACGGCAAAACCGAGCGCCCGGACGAGCUGAACUUGCUGAAGGCGGCGUACGACAGGAAGAUAGGCAUCUUCGCGUGCGAGCAGUGGGGCAUUUUCAGCGACAAGCCAGGCGACCUGGCCCCUGGCGUGCCCUUCGUGGCGGUGGACGACGCCGAUGGUGACUUCCACAUUCUCAAGCGCAAGGAGACCGGCACCUGGAUUAACACAGGAUUGCACACACAGGUCUGGAAGGCGAUCAGGGCGGCGGGAGACUACCAGCGCGCCAGCUGGGUGGUCAAGGUAGAUUGCGAUGCGGUGUUCUUGCCGAGCCGCUUGAGGCCCUUCCUUGCCUCCCAGGGCGAGCCUGGGAGCGGUGUGCCUGGCAUCUACCUCGAGAACUGCAAAUACUGUAAGUGGGGUUGGUUCGGGAACUUGGAGAUCAUGUCGCUGACUGCCGCCCAGACGCUGUUCCCGAACAUCGAAUGGUGCAAGCAGGUCCUGGAUUGGAAGACGGGAGUGGAGGGCGGCAAGUACGGGCCGAUGGGGGAGGACCUUUUCGCUCAGAGCUGCUUGGACGCCAUGGGUGUGCGCCGCGGCGGGGCGUUCGACACUACUCUGGAUGCGGCCUGCGAGGCGGAUCGCCCAGAGGACCAGAAAAAGAACAAGAAAUGGAGGCCUGACUGCACGGAGAGGAAGACCGCAGCAUAUCAUCCCAUGAUGAAGGUGGGUGAUUACGUGAAGUGCUUCGAGAAGACGGUGGAGGCAUUCGGGUACUGAGUUCUUGGGAGACGCGCUCUGCGAAUUACUUCGAAGAAGUGGCAGCGCAAGAGCUGUUGCCCGAUAUUCGUGCACAGUUCAGCCAUCAGCACGUUUUUUACCUGCCACGAGUCAACGUCCUCGUGGCUGAGUGCUCGGUCGAUGCGAGGCCCGUAUCCUCCGAGGUGCGCUUGUGGUGGACCCGCGGCGCGCAAUUAACAUACACAUGAUGACCUCUGGGAUGUCGCCAGGGGGGAGAUGACUUCUCCUGCGGUGACCUAUCGAUGCCGACUGCCAAGCUGGAGGCUCUGAACCCAGGAGUUGUCAUGCCGAUGAUGAUC